AUGCGAAUACCCUAAGUAUAUUUUGAAUGCAUGGAGAAACGAUUUAAAAAACAAAAAAAAUGCAAUCAGACUGAAGACUAUAGUUGGAUUGAAAAUAUUAAUAAACCAUUAAUAGAAAGAAUAUCUGAUUUUGCAAAAUGUAAAUAAUUACAAGAUCCUAAAUACAUACUAAUAAUAAGUGAAACCAUUGACAAGAUAUUAGAAGCAGGUGUUGAAUUAUUCUAAUAAUAAAAUUAAAAUCCAUGCAUUUAAUUGCUUGGAGAAUGUAAUUCUAUUUAACUUUGGAAUUUGUGUUUAUAAUGUUGUAAUUUUAUAAGGAAUUGUGGCAAUCCUAAAAUUAGUAUUAAUAUAUAUUUAAUAAAUUAGUUGAUAUGAUAUUCAGUUAUGAACAUUUGAUUAAUUUGAUAUUUCAUAAUCCAGAUUAUGAUUUAUCAAAAAUUUACUAAAUUAUAUAAUGUUUAUAAUUCCUUAUAGAAUCUAUGAAUACAUCUUAAAUUUGCAAAUUAAAAAGUAUAAACAUUUAUAAUUUCUUUAGAUGAAUAUUUUGAAAAAGUAUUUUUAAGAUUCAUGUACAUUAAUGCAUUCUUUCAAAAGAGCAUUUAUAAUCUAAGCAAUUAAGAAUAUCAAGAGUUAUUUUAACUAUAAUUGGAUAAUUGUAUUUUAAAGUUCACAUUUCCAUCUGAUGAUAUGAUAAAUUAUCAAAGAUAUAUAGAAAUUAAUAAUUUACGUAAAAUAUUAAAACAUCCUUUAUAAUCAUUUGAAGUUUAAUUUAAUUCCAGUAAAAACCCUUAUGAAUAAUCCAUUUAGAUUAUUAAAGAAAAUAAGAUUGAUAAUGAUAGCAUACUUUUUGAUUAAGUCUUUAUUCGUUUGCUAUGUCAUUAUUCAGGUACUGAACUAUUAAUUUAGAAGAUGUUUAUAACCAAUUAUAUAUUUCAUUUUAGAUGUCUUUUCUAAGAAUUCCAAUUUAUCAAUAAUAAAAGUAUGUUGGAUAUUACAAAUAGAUUAAUUGAUUAAAAAGAUUAUCUAUUUCUAUUAAUUAGAAUGAUAGCUAUCAAUAAAGAAGAAUCCUUAAAUGAUGUUAUGGUACAAAGUCUUCAAUUUAUUUAAUCUAAAUAAAUACAACUCUUUGAACAAAAUACUUUUUUAGAAAAAUUAUGGUUAUUUGAACUAUAAGGAAUUUAAGAUUCAUUAAUGGAAUGGAAAUAAGAAUUCUAAAUUACAGAAGGUAACUUUUAUGAAAAUAAAUUAUAAUUAAGUCCAAAAUAUUAAUAGAUAUUCUUUUAAUAAUUAUUAGAUUAAUAAUUUACAUAGAUAUUUAAAAAGUAAUCCAAUUAUUAAUAAUGGAAUUAUAUAAUCAUUUCAAUUAUUAGAAAAUCUUUUUUAGAAGAUGGAUAAACUAGAUUACCUUAUCAUAUAAUGAAUCCAUUAUUGACUUAUUCUGUGAAUCUUAUAAUUGAACUUCCUGGAAAUAAUCAAAAUUAAUAAUUAGAUUAUUCAUUAGAAACAUAAAUUAUACAAGGAUUAUUUGAAAUCUUAAAAAAUUGUUGUUUAACAUAAUAAAUUUAAUUAUAAAUAAGAGGAUUUUAAUUACUUAAUCAAUUAAUAACUUAUUAUAAAUAAGAGUUUGAUCAAGUCUAAAUUUAAAAUGCUUAAUCAGAAUUUAUGAUGCCUGUUCCUGAAAGAUAUCACAAAUUGUUAUCAGAAAUUUGGUCCAAUAAAAUUUUAGAAUAAACUUUACAAAAUUCAUAAUUAAAUGAAUAAUUAUACACUUAUUUAAUAACUUUAUUAGCUCUAAAUAUGGGUGAGAAUCCAGGAAGAGUUAGAGAAUUCUAUGAAAACAAUAGUUUACAAUAUCUAAUAGAAAGAAUAAUGGAACUUUUAUAAAUAUGUUCUAGAGGAUCACAUUUGAUUGUAACAAUAAUUAAUUUAUUGAUUGCUAUAAGUACAAAUGAAUAAGCUAUUUCAUUGGCCUUAUCAUCAAAUAAUUAAAAAAAUUAAGAAAAUCUAAUUAAGUAGAUAUUUUCUAAAUGUUAUUUACCAUCAAUUGAACUUUUGCAUAAUCCUAAUGUUAGUGAAGAUUUUGCUAAAAAGAUAAUUAUGUUGUAUAGUCAAAGUCUAUUAGCAAAAAAACAAAUAGAAAAGGUUAUUGAAAAUACUUUUGUAUAAAUUUCAUAAAUGGUUGAUUUAAGUAAAGAUAAAAUUGAAGAUAUUGUUAGUAAUUAAGAAAAAUUAUAAUCAUUUUAUGGAUAUUCUAAAAGUCUUUAAGCUUUAUUGUAAUUAUUUAUGUAAUUACAACCAGAAAAGAAAUAAUCAUCAUAUCGAUAAUUCUAAGGAUAUGAAGAAUUACAAUUAGAAGAAGCUUAAAGAUAAAAAGAUUUAUUGUUUAAUUCAUUGUUAAAAAAUUAAAAAUUUGUUGAAGCUUUGGAAAAAAUUAUUAUGAGUCCAAUCCUAAUAGGAAGUAAGAAUAAGGACAAGUAUAUAGAACAUUAUGUUGGAAUUUUAUGUAAGAAAAAUAAAAUAAAUCCUUUUACUUCCUUAUAAAAAGAAUUAGAUUUAAUAUCUAAGAAUUACAUGAUUAUUGAAGAUAAGAAAAUAAUAGAUAUAGGAAAGUUGGUUGAUUAUGAUGCCUUAUCAAUUCAUAUGAGUUAUAAAUACUUUUUUAGAAAGAUAAUAAAGCAUAUCUCACCCUAAACUUAUAGAGGUUUUUAUAUUUUAAGUCGUUUCCAUUUAAUACAUUAUUUGAUUAAGAUUUGUAUAAGUCAAGGAGGAGUGUAACUAAAUGAAAUCCAUUUAUUAAUUGCUUAAUUAUUGUAAAUCUAUUUUUUAUCAUCACAACAUGCUGGAUUUCAUGAAUCAAUUAUGAUGUUCAUGGCAGCAAAAUGUCAGAUUUAAAAAUGUGAGAAUAAUUAUGAUGAAGAUAUUCAAAUAAGAAGGAGAAUAAGCAAAGAAAAUUUAAUACCUUUAUAAGAGUCAUGUUUAGAAUUAAUAAAUAAAUUAUAAUAAUAAGCCACAAUUGAAUAAAAAGAGUUUAUAAUUAAUAAAUAUGGAGAAAUAACACAAUUAUUCUUUGUUAAUUUUAAUGAAAAAUAUGAAUAAAUUAAAUAAUCUAAAGGAUUAAUAUUAAUUUAAAAUGUUACUUAUAUUUAAGAUAUUCUUAAAUCAUUUAAAUUCUUUUUAAAUCUAUUUCAAAAUUUAAUACAAUAAAAUCAACCAAUAUCAUUUACAUUUAUAUGCUAUUAAAAUAAAUCUUUUUAUUUAAAUUUUAUUGAUAUGAUUAAAUAUUUAGAUAGUGUAUAGAAAUUACAAUAAAAUAAUAAUAAAGAAUAAGAAAUCAUUAAGAAGAUUCUACCUAAUUUUAUUGAAGCUUUUAUAAUACAUAUUGAUAAUAUUAUCAAAUCAUCAAUAUUUAGAAAAAUUCUUUUAGAUAAAAUUCAAUUGUCUAAUCAGUAUAUUAUUGAUCCAACUUAAUUAGAAUAUAUAUUCAAUGAAUUAAUAUUUUCUUAAACACAUUUGAUUAGUUAAAUGAUUGAUUUAUUACUUUAUAACAAUUCUGAAGGACCAUUAAAGAACUUAUUUGAAUAGCUUAUACAAAAAUUUUAAUCAAUUUAAGAUAUUUAAAUCAAAGAUCUUCAAAAAUUAGGAGGAUAAGAAUAGAAGGAUUAAAUAGUUGCUUAAAACGAUCUUGUUUAAUAAUUAUAAGGUAAUGAAAUAAAAGAAUAAAAAAAGUCAAUAUUUGAUAGACCAGAUAUCCAAUUAAUAUUAGAUAAAAUAUGUGAAAUGGGAAUUAAUUAAAAAUUAGCUAAGAAAGCCAUUUAAAGAGUAGAAAUACCAGAACCAUCAAUGAUUGUAGACAUGAUAUUUAAUGGAAGAAUAUCUGAUGAUGAAGAAGAUUUGGAUGACCUUAUUUUUGAAUCAGAAUAAAAAAGUGAUAAUUCACAAACAUUAAUAAGCAAUUAGAAAAUCUAAACUGAUACCAAAAAUUAACUUGAAUAAGAUUAAAAUUAGAAAAGUAUGACUAUAAUUGACAAUGAUACUUUUAUUAAAGUUUUAAAUGAAAAUUUUCCAUUAAACAAUACAUAAAUAUAAGUAUAAGAUAGAGUUUAGUAAUUGAUAAAUAAUUUUUAAUAGAAAUUAGAUGAUACUAUCAAUUAACUAUUAGAUUAAUAAUUAAAUAAUUAAAAACCUAAUCUCAAUCUUUUGGAAUACUUAUUCACAAUUACAAAAAAAUAAUAACAUAUCCAAAAAAUUUUAAAUUAUAUCUUUGUAUCAUUAUAAUCAAUAAAAUAAGUAGAGAAGAUUUAAGAUUUGAAUUAAAAAAUGAGUUAAUUAAAAAAUGCUCUAUAAUGGUUGACACUUCUGUAAUCAAUAUGUUAAUUAGAACAUGAAAAAAUCUAUUAAAAUUUUGUACAAAUAGAUUAGGAGUCAUAAUCAGAUAGAAAAUGUAUAUUAUCAUUUUAAGAAAUGAUUAAGUUAGGAUUUGUUUUGAUUCAGGAAAUAAAUGAUCAAUUCAUAUAAUAAAGUUAAAAUGAAUUUAAGGAAUUAAAAGAAUUAAAUUAUUAAGAAUUAAACUAUUCUGAAAUUUACUAGAAUGUUCAAUAAACAACUAAUGAUCUAAAUGUCUUAUAUGAUAAUAAAUAUAGUACUCUAAGAUUAUUUUGUAGAGAACUAAUGUAAGUCUAAAAAUAUUUAACAAGAUUAAUAAUUAAUUAAAAAAAUGUAAAUGAUUAAUUAAUAGAAAAUUAUUGGAAUCAUAUCGAAAUUUAUAUAUAAUUCUUAAUUUAAAUAUGCGCUGUAAAUUUUCAUUUAUAGGAGGAGUCUUUUAUAUCUUACAAAUUAUUAGAGUAAAUUGAUACAUUUAUUAAUAAUAAUUAAGUUCUAAAAGAAUAGAGAGACUCUACACAAAAUAUGAUUUACUUACAAUAUUUAAUACAGAGUAGAUUCAUUUUUGAUAAAUCGAUAAUUUCAUAAUUACUUUAAUGCUUAAAUAAUUUUGGAUUACAUAAUUAAAAUAAGCUAUAUCAUAUUCUUAUCAAGAGAUAGUUUUAAAAUAAAUAAUCAUUAUUGGAUGUAUUAUUAUCGUUAAAAGUUCAUUAAGAUCAUAUUGAAUAUGAAGAAUCAUAACCUGUAUUUUUAGAGAAUCUAAUUUAUUUGAUUGGAAUUGAUAGUCAAACAGCAAAGGAUUUAGUAUUAUUAAUUUUGAAAUAAGUAAUGCUAAAUGAACAUAUUGAUUGGCAUGCAUAAUAAUUAAAAAACUUAGAUUAAAUAAACUAAAUAUAAAUGCCUUAAUAAUUUAUUGAAUGUUAAUUAUAAUAUUUACUAUGGUAUAAUCCAGUACUAAUUAAUAAUCCAAUUGUUUACAAUAUUAUAAUUGAAUAAUAAGGUCUUUCUAUUGCUGAUCAAUUUUCUGAAUUAAAAAGAAUUCAUGGGUUUAAGUAAUCUUCAUAAUAGACAACUAGUAAAUUGACAAAAGAGUAAGAAAAAUAAUUUAAGGAAAAAGAGAUAGAGCUUCUUUAAUAAACUUAAACUAAUUUAAUAAUCAGAUAUGAAAUAGAUCAUAAAAUAGAACCAUAAUUGAAUUCUAAUUUAAUAGAUUUAAUAAAUAUUAUAGCUUAAGCUACAGUUGAUAGAUUCUUUGAAGAGAACUUCAGAUUCAUUGAAUAAGUAUUUAACAUCAAAUUAACUCAAUAAAAAGAUGAUGUAAGAGUUUAUUUAUAUGGAUGGGACUAAUUGUUGAGAAUAAUUGAAAUGUUAAUUAUAAAGAUUCCUUAAUUAAUAUUAUAUUUAAGAUAAUUGAAAGUAUCAUUACCAUUUGAAAUUAAUAAUGAAGAUAAAUAAAUUAAUUUCAUUUAAUUUAUAAUUUAAUAUUUGACAUGGGUUAGCAUAGAUAAAAUAUCAAAUUUUAUGCAUAAUUAUUUAAGUGAUAUAAAUCUACUUUCAUUUGGAUAUGGAGUAACUUUGGGUUAAGAAGUCUUAGAAAUAUUAUUGAAUGAGUUAAAAAUAGAACAUAAUAAUAAUAAUAUUAUAUAGAAAUAUAAUCAUAUAUUGUAAUUAUUAGUAUUAUUUACAUAAACAUUGACAACUUAAAAUUGUUUAUUAAUUUUGACUGAUUAAAGAUCAUAAUUGAAUAUUGUCCCUAAAUUAAUUAAUACUUUAAAUAAUGUAAGACAAUGUGAAAAUAAAUAAUUUGUCAAAUUAUAUUAACAGACAAUUGCUAAAGUAUUGGAACCAUUCUUGUAAUCUUAAGUAUAUUUAGAACAUAUAAAAUAAGGCAAAUAUGGAAAUGUUUUUAGAUUACAAUAGAAUAUUACAGAAAAUUCAUUUUAAUUUCAUUACUUACAUUGUCUAAAGAAUUAAUUGAUUUGUUAUCAUUUAUAUCCUAAUUUCAAAAGUACUGCUGGUUCAGCUUAACAUUUUAUUUCACAUCCAUAAGUUUAGCAAACACUAAAAGAUGAAAAUUAAUAAGAAAUUAUUUGGCCUUUGUAUCAAUCAAGAAAAAUCUUCAAUAAUCAAAAACUUAAUAAUCAGAAAUAAUUAGAUGAAGACUUUAGUGAUUCAGAUUCAGACUUAGAUAUUUUAUAAAUUGAAAAUAGUCAAAUCAAAUAUAAAGCAAAUUAUUCAAAUAAUAAUUCUUGGGGAGAAUAUUAUUCCUAUGAUAAUGAUUUUAUAUCCAAAACUAAUAUAAAUAGAGAUGAAGAAAGACAACAUAAAGAAAAUUAGAACAAUAUUUUUCCCCAAAAAGAUUUAAAUAUUCUUUUUUGUUGUUUAGAUUAAAAGUGCUAUAAUUUCCCUUUGCCAAACUUAUAAAUUACAACAUAAAAUAUUACAUAUCAUUAAAAUGAUUACAAAUCUUGGAUCACAUCUGUUGUUGGUCUUUAUUUCAGUUUCAAUGAAUAUUUUGAAAAUAAAAAACAAUUAAUCUCUAAAGCAUAUGAUAAUUAAUUAAAGUAUACUGUUGAAUAUAUAUAAUCUAUUAAUAGAUUACUUAUAUCAUCAACCUAUUAUUAUAAUCAACAAGUUGAAUAGCUAAAAUAAUAUCUAUCAUAUUAUUUAAAUGGAUCUUUAAAUUAUAUGUAGAUUCAAACUGGAACUCCAUGUUUCUAUUCCAAAUUUGGUUAAGCACCUAAUUAAAUUCAAUAGGAUUACUAAGCUAAUUCAAUUUCAAUCAAUAUUAAUGAUCCAACAUUUUAAUAAAAAAAAAUAUUAGCUUAAAUCUCUUGUAAUGUUUUAUAAAGCAGAGUAGUACUCAAUGGAAUGCCCAAUGAUUUAUAUGGUUUAGGAUAUUUAAAAACAAAACUAAAAGAUCUGCUACAUUCGGAAGAAAGUUUAAACUUGAAGCCAUAAUUAAUGGAAAUUCCUAAAAUAACUAUGAUUUAUCCAAAUGAGUAAUAACUACAAAUUACUGAUAAUAUAUUUUUGGAAAUGCUUUUGUCUCUAUUAUUAGAUUAAAACAAUUUUCUAUAAUUUCCUUUUAAUCUCUUGCGUUAGAUUAGUAAAUGUUCUCGUCUUGGAUUCAAAUUACUUAUUUAGUUACUCAUACUAUAUUAAGAAUAGAAAAAUAAUUAAGAAUUAACUCUUAAAAUUUUGUAUUUAGUGAGUUAGAAAAUUCCAUCAAAUAAUUUAAGGGAUCUACUCUCUGAAUAAUUAUAGAUGAGUCCUAUACUUAAUAAAAGAGAAAAGGCUAAUUUAGCAAAGGGAUAAUAAAUUAAAGAGUAAUAUAUUAUUGAAGAAGAAAACUUAGAUGAAUAAAUAUAAGAUGAUGAUCUUGAGAAUCCUUUAGUAUUUUUGAUUAACCAAAUAAACUUUUAUAGUGAAAAGAAUGUAUCAUUUAUGACACUAUUUCAUAAUGCUGAAUCCCACAUACCAAUUGAGAAAAGUAUUAAUUUAUUUUAUACUAAUUUUAGAUAUCUUGUUAACUCCUCUAUUAGCCAAUCAAACUAAUUUACAAUUGUCUUACUUAUUUUAGAUUAUACGAGGAUCUCUUAUGAUAAAAUCAGAUGAAAAAGACAAUUUUAAUAAAUUUGAAGAUGAAAAACUUUAUAACAUUAUGAGGAGAUAAGCAGUUAUAUAUAAUGGUGGUAAAGAUGAAAGAAAAAUAUUUGAGUUAUUUUCUUAAUUAAACACAAAAGAAGAUAUUUAAUUCCAUGAUUUGAUUUUUUAGACAUUUACAGACAAAAAUUAAGAAUCAUCUGAUUCUUGGGAUUAAACAUCUUUUUCAUUAAAAUCACUUCAGUAUAGAUAAAUUGAAGAGCAAUCUCAAUUUAGGUAAAUACCUAAUGAAUCGAUUGUCUAAAUAUAACCUCCUUAGCCUCCUUAAUCAUCCUAACCUAAAUAACCAAUACUUCCAUUUUCUGUAUCUUCAAUGUCAAUCUUACAUUAGCAAUAAAAAUUACAAUAGUUUAAAUAACUUAGAUAAUAAGUUUAAUAGAUAUAAGCAAUUCAUAAAUUAAAGAUAGCUGAGGAUCAAUAAUAAUAAUAAUAAUAAUAAUAAUAAUAAUAAUAAUAAUAACAAUAAUAAUACUUAUAAUUAUAACAAUAAUAAUAAUUAUUAACUUAAAUUUCAUAAGUUAAUGAAGAUGAAUCAAAUUCGUCUAACACAUCACCUAAAAGGGAAAGAAAAGUUAGUGCUAAAAUUUCUCAUGUUGAAAUUGACAUCAUCUCUUCACUAUGCAAAAAUCUAAAUAAUUCACUUUUAAGAGAAGGAAAUUCUAAUGAAAUCAUUAAUAUUUUAAAUUCUUAUGCAAAUGAUACAUUAAAAAUUGAACAUGCAAUGAAUGAAUUAACAAAAUAAAUCAUUCAACAAUCUAAAAUCUUUAACUUUGAAUUAGAUAAAAAGAGAAAAUAACUUAGAGAUAUUACAAAUCAAAGAGAAAAAAUAAAGGAUAAAGAUCCUGAAUAAUUACGAAUCCUUAAUAUUUAAGAAAAUGAAAUUAUUAAAGAGUUGAAUUAGAAAACUCCUGAUCCAAAUAUUAUUUAAAGAUGUUUUAUUGCAAUAACAGGAUUUAUCAAUUUAAAUAUUAUGGUGUCUGAAUAAUAAAAUAAAUAACCAAAUAAACCAAGUUCUACAUAGACUCGAUAAUAAAUUUAAAUGGAUAAAAUGAAAUAUAAAUUAACUCAGUAAAGUAAAAAAGAUGAUACUAUAAACGAUGUUGGUACUUUUGCUAAAAAAGAAAUUAGAAAUAAGUUCAUCAAUGUUUUAUAAACUAGAUAAAUACAUCAUUUAUGGCUUAAUGUUGUUGAAACUUUACUAUUAAUCUUUAAUUACAAAGGAUCUCGAUCAUUAGAAUUAUUAUAGAAAAAGUUAUAUCCUCUUUUAGAAUGUUUCUUAAGGCUUUAUUAGAAUGUUCAUGAAGAACUUAAUUCCUAAAGUUUAUCCGAAUAGACUAAUUCAGAAUCAAACUUCUUUGAAAGGAAUUUAAGUGGUUCAGCAACUAAUUCUCUUUAAUUUGGCUUAUUAUAGACAUAAACAAUACACUUAAAGCGUUCUUUUUCUUCAGUAAGAAAUGAGAACGAAAUGCAAAUGAAGAUUGAUGAACUUUUUACUUAUUUAUGUAUUAAUGGAAAGAGUAUAAUCAAUUAUUUGAUCAAUCAAAGAUUGUAAUAAAUAAGUUAUGAUGUAAAAUAAAUACAUUCAUCUAAUCCUAUUAAAUUAUUUAGAGAAGUAGAUCCUCUUGGUUUUGUAUUUUUUAAAAUGAGUCAAAUUGUUUCUUUUGAAAACAAAAAACAUUUUUUUGAAAUGGAUCUUGAAACAUUAAAAAUUAAUGAGAAACCUAAUUCUAGAUCAAAAGGUAGGUAAAGUGAAACUAUAGAAUUUAUUGUUGUAAGAGAAACUAGAUUAUAAUAAUCUCUAGAAAAAGUAUUGUAAGUUGAAAAAAAUAAAUUUAGAAGAAGUGAAAUUAAAAUUAGAUAUUAAGGGGAAAGAGGAUAAGAUGAAGGAGGAAUCAGAAAGGAAUGGAUGACUAAUCUUGUAAAAGAUAUAUUAUAAACUGAUAAAUUUGAAUUGACUACAAAAAGAUUUUAUAAGAUAAAUCCAAAUAAAAAUUCUUCUGAUGAUUUGAAUCAUUAUAGACUUUUAGGUAGAAUAAUAGCUAAAAGUAUUUAUGAUGGAUUAUUAUUACCAGUUUAUUUCAUUCCAACUAUAUUUAAAUUGAUACUCUAGAAAAAACCUAGUUUUGAUGACUUGGAACAUUAUAAUGAAGGGUAUUAUGAUACUUUUAUUAAGUUUAUGAAUGAUGAGACAUAAGUUUAAUAUAAAGAUUUAUUUGAAUUUUGGAUACCUGAAGAAUAUGCAUAAUUGAUAGAAUAAAAUAAAAAAUAUAUUUUUGCUGAUAUUCUUUAAGAAUAUUUGGAAAAGAAUCCUAUUAAAUAAGAUUAAUAAAUUAAAUAAUAAAAAUAAAAUGAUUAAUAAUAAUCGGAUGUAAAAAGUAUUGAUUAAGAAAUAUCAUAAUAAUAAUAGUAAUAAUAAUAAUAAUAAUAAUAAUAAUAAUAAUAAUAAUAAUAAUAAUAAUAAUAUUAAAAUUUAGAAGUUCCUUUUAAGUAAGAUUUGAUUCAAUAUUUUUAAUAAAAGUAAUAAGAAUAAGAAUAAGAAAAAGAUGAACCCAAAUAAAAGAAAUAAUCAGAUGAUAUCACAGCUAAAGAUAUGGAAAAUAGAGAAAAGAAAAGAUUAAUACGAAAGAACAAGAGAUAAUAAUUAAGUGAUGAAGCACUUAAAUAAAUCAAAUUAUAAGAUAUAUUCUUAUAAUUAUCAUAAAAUAUUAAUGUCAAGCAUAAAAGGCUAAUUUGUGAAGUUAUUAGUAAGAAACUUAUGAUUGAUGAAAUUAAAAGUCAAAUUCAUGUAAUGAGAGAAGGAUUCUUUGAGAUAUUGCCUAAAGAAUACUUAUAAUAUAUGGAUUGGAGAGAUUUACAAAAAUUAAUAAUUGGAGUACCAUAAGUAGAUGGUAAAAAUUUUAAAUAUAUAAUUUAGUUGAUGAUCUUCAGGCAAAUACUGAAUAUGUGAAUUAUGAUAAAAAUAAUUAGACCGUCAUAUGGUUUUGGGAAGUCUUAAAAACAUUAAGUGAUUCAGAAAAAUCUGAUUUCUUAAUGUUCUCAACAGGAAGUCCUCUAGUUCCAUUUGGAGGAUUUAAAAAUUUAAGAGGACCAAAUGGCCCAAAGCAGUUUUCGAUAUCAAAAGAUUUCAAUUCGGAUCAUUUUAUUAAAGCUCAUGCAUGGUAUGAAAAUAAGUUAAUUUUUUAUUAGUUUUAAUCGUAUUGAUUUACCUGAAUAUAAUUCUAAAGAAAUGGUUAGAGAAAAGCUAUUAAAAUCAUUAAAAGAAUCAGGAUCUGGAUUUGAUUUAAGUUGA
This is a messenger RNA of Paramecium primaurelia, 11335 nucleotides long. The record is from the annotation of a GenBank genome assembly. NCBI's taxonomy places the organism in Eukaryota, Ciliophora, Oligohymenophorea, Peniculida, Parameciidae.